AUGAGUUUUGCGAGUGUUACUCUGCAUCCUACUAUAGCCAGACUUUCUGUUUAACAAUUAGGACCAAAGUCCAGCUGAUUUAAUUUCCUAAACUUCAUUGUUUUAACUUUAUAAAAAACAGCGCAUAUAUAUAAAUUCACGAAAAUGUCAUUCUUUGUAAAACAGCUCACGAGAAGGGUUCUAGCUCCAGCAAUCUCACUAACCAAAAAAACUUGUUUCAGCACCACAAAUGCUGCCUUUGCGCCCGUAAUCCGCAAACCCGCACCAGAUUUCAAUUCAACUGCAGUAGUCAACGGUGAAUUCAACUCAUUGAAACUAUCAGAUUUUUCUGGAAAAUACGUCGUUCUGGUCUUCUACCCACUAGAUUUCACAUUUGUCUGUCCGACCGAACUAAUUGCGUACAGCGAUAGGUCUCAAGAGUUUGCAAACAUUGAUUGUCAAGUGAUUGGAGUAUCAACAGACUCGGAGUUUAGUCAUCUCGCCUGGGUCAACACUCCUAGAAAGGAUGGCGGUUUAGGAAAAUUGGAUAUACCGUUGCUGGCUGAUUAUAAAAAAACGAUUUCAAGGGAUUAUGACGUUCUUCUCGAUGAAGGUUUUGCUCUGAGAGGUUUAUUCAUUAUCGAUGGUAACGGCAUAUUGAGACACAUGUCAAUCAACGAUCUGCCAGUCGGAAGGUCCGUUGAUGAAACCCUAAGACUCGUUAAAGCAUUCCAGUUUGCUGAUAAACAUGGAGAGGUCUGUCCAGCAAAUUGGAAUCCAGAAACAAAUGCGGAUACCAUAAAACCUAAUCCCAAGGAAAGCAAGCAAUAUUUCCAAAAGGCCAACUAGUUUACAUAACAAUUUAAACUAAGAGAUUAGUUCUUAAAAUAUAACUCAUUAUAUUUGCAAUUAUUUCAAGAAUAUCAAUACAUUGUUUCUUGUAACCAUCGCUUAUGUUGAAGUGAAAUAAAUAGUUCAAACGAUGCUA
Molecule: messenger RNA, 967 nt
Organism: Danaus plexippus (monarch butterfly)
Lineage: Eukaryota; Metazoa; Arthropoda; Insecta; Lepidoptera; Nymphalidae
Product: peroxiredoxin-2-like
Exons: 7
Coding region: 145-828 (227 amino acids)
Biological process (GO): cell redox homeostasis; response to oxidative stress; hydrogen peroxide catabolic process
Cellular component (GO): cytosol
Molecular function (GO): thioredoxin peroxidase activity
Source: RefSeq, a predicted model, not a curated record